Molecule: messenger RNA, 3165 nt
Organism: Aspergillus aculeatinus CBS 121060
Lineage: Eukaryota; Fungi; Ascomycota; Eurotiomycetes; Eurotiales; Aspergillaceae
Product: glycoside hydrolase family 18 protein
Exons: 11
Coding region: 1-3165 (1054 amino acids)
Biological process (GO): carbohydrate metabolic process
Molecular function (GO): chitin binding
Source: RefSeq, a predicted model, not a curated record
AUGCCAACACUUCAUCAGUGGAACUCAGCCACCACUCUCUGGGUCGCCGAGAUAGCUACUCAUGCAACGCUGAGAGUCCAUGCAGCGAUGAAGCGUGCUGUGGCGCCAGCGGCUACUGUGGUUAUAGCCCGACUUACUGCGCUACUGGCUGUUUGUCGAAUUGUGAUGCAACAGCCCAGUGUGGCAAAUAUGCUGCUAGCCCUGGCCAAGAAUGUCCUCUCAAUGUCUGCUGCAAUGAAUAUGGAUUUUGCGGCACCACAAAAGACUUUUGCGGGAAGCAACUGUGUCUUAAACCCGGAGCCUCCAGCCGGCGCUGCAUCCGUGGGUAUUUUGAACAACAAAGUCAUUGGAUAUUAUGAAUCAUGGAUGUCCCGGAAGAGCUGUCACAAAGUGACUCCCACCGACCUGCCAUUGGAUGCACUGACGCAUAUAAACUUCGCGUUUGCAUUCAUUGAUCCAGACUCGUACCAAAUCGUGACAAUGGACAGUGACACACCCUCCAGCCUGUUCCAGGACACUACGAAUGUAAAGUCAAUCAAGUCCGACAUUGAGGUCUUCGUGAGCGUCGGUGGCUGGACCUUCUCCGACAACAACACCGCCACGCAGCCCGUCUACGGCGAGAUCGCGGCGGAUGCGGCAAAGAGACGGACAUUCGCAGACAACGUCGUGCACUUUCUGAAGCACCCUGAGGACACGGAAAACUAUGUGCUCCUUCUUAAGACCCUGCGCGAGACCUUCGAUGCCAGCGGAAGUAAGUUUGGCCUGACUUUCACGGCCCCUUCAUCCUAUUGGUAUUUGCGCUGGUUUGAUCUGCCGAAUAUGAUUAAGUAUGCGGACUGGAUCAAUCUCAUGACUUACGAUCUACACGGCGUGUGGGACUCAACAGAUCCUAUUGGAAGUAUUGUCCAAGCUCAUACUAACUUGACGGAGAUUAAGCUCGCAGCUGAUCUCUUCUGGCGUGUAAACAUUCCGCCAGAGAAGCUUGUGAUGGGCUUUGGCUUCUAUGGACGCUCAUUCACCCUAGCUGACAAGUCCUGCACAACGCCCGGCUGUCCGUUCAAGGGCGCUUCGAGCCCCGAACCUUGCUCGGACACAGGUGGUAUUCUGGCUUAUUAUGAAAUUAUGGACGUUCUGAACGGCGCCAGCACAUCGUCAAAAUGGUCGACCAUCACACCCGUCCAUGACAAGACAGAUGCGGUUGACUAUUUCACGUUCGACAGCGAUCAGUGGGUAGCCUACGACGAUGCGACUACCUACGCACAGAAGGUCGCCUGGGCUAAUGAGGUCGGAAUUGGCGGUGCCAUGAUCUGGGCUUCUGAUUUGGAUGAUGAUAAAUACACAGCUCACGCUGGUCUUACGAAUAAAAUCAUUAUGACCAAUCCUACCCUGCAAAGUGUUGAUAAGGCUUUGUCCAAGCCGCAGUCGGUCAUUCAGGACUUAGCCAGUUUCAACGGACAGAACUGUUUCAAAUAUGAGGGAAAGUGCGUGAACCUCAACGACAACGAUGCCAUGACCGAUGCUUGUGGCAGUGGAUACACCGUGGGGGGCUGGGACGACGCUGGAUGCGGCAAGAAGAGCUGUCACUGCGGAAAACCAAUCUGCUGUCCAGCGAGCAGCGCACCCAAGAGCUGCAUGUGGCGUGGUGAUAACACCGGGGAUGCGGGCGUAAGCUCGGAUUGCAAUGCGCAGUGUCAGGCGGGAGAGAUCAACAUCGCCGGCAUCCGAUCUUCUUGGGGUGGUGGAUUCGUGAACGACGGCAAUACGGAUAAGUGUGGUCGAGGAUACAAAGUAUUCUGCUGUCCUGAUCCGGAGUAUAGUGAGGUUAUUGACGGAUGUGCUUAUGCCGAUUGUGGCAAGGAUUGUCCUAGCGGCAGUACAGAGAUGUUCGUCAAGAAGGACACUUGCUGGUCCAAGGGCCAGAAGUACUGCUGUUCGACCCCUGCUGAUUUGAGCGACUGCCACUGGGUGGGUAGGAGCUCAGGCAAUGACUGUGCGAACGCCAAUUGCGCCUCCACCGAGCUAGCUAUCGAUCGGGCCCAAUAUGGCGAUUCCAGCUCGGGCUGUGACUGGAGCAGAAAGAAGGUUGCCUGUUGUACCGUGAAGAAAGCAGCUCGCGAACCGGCGAAGUGUGGUGCGGAUUUGUGCUCGCUCUUCCCCGGCUGGUGUCCGGACGACGGCAGCGAUGAAAGCUCGGUUUCCUACCGGAAACGAAGCGAGCUCCAAUUGUUCGACAAGCGCGGGCAGAAACAGAAAUAUAUAGCCGAAGUCGGAAAAAUCUCCGUUGAGGUACUUGCUGCGGUCUAUCCAAGUAUCGGAGAGCUCUUCCAAGUUGCCAAUUCCGGCCAGGUUCUUCGCUACGCCUUUUGGCUCAGUAAGAACUACUGCACGAGUAACGCCAUGACAGUGAAAUCUCUGCCGGCUGGUAUUGUUCCCGCCGCUCUCUUGAAAGGCUUGAAUUCGGAGCAUGUAAUUGAUAGACAAAUUAUCGUGUAUUUCAUUGAAUCUGCAAUCAGCGGUUAUCUCCAGUCUGGAAAGCCCGCCGGUCUAUUACCAGUGUCGGAGACCUUCUGGCUAACCAUGUGGCACGCUGCCAAUUCGGCUCUUGGGGCAAUGCCUCCCAUUCCCUGCUCCCUACUGGCCACCGCUGUUGGGAUUAACGCUGCUAAGGGAAAGCUCAUGGGCUUCAACCGUCCUGUCUCUAUCAAAAGAAUCGAAACCUUGGCCAACUUGGCGGUACAGGCUGAUAGUGAAGAUGCAUUUAACAACUUACGCAGUCAACAACUUACUCACAACCAUUCGAAACACCUUCGGGGUUUUCGAGUACUAUACUUCCGUGAUACUCGGGUCGUUGGCCAAUGGAACAACGUGCUUCAGCAAGUCGGCCUGCAAUGGGCACACAUCGAAGCAGCGACCGGCGUGAGUGAUCUGCAGAAUUGCUGGUGGGUCUGGGCACCAGAUUUCUUCCAGUACGUUGAGGACUACUCACAGGGCUGGGCUACGGACGCAAUCCGGGUAGCAGCCGGUGCUUACACCGCGGCUCGCACGUCAGGGCGCACUCUCAAGACGAACGACAUGGUAGUUCAGGCUUUGAGCGAGCUCCAGAGCAAAGUUCAGCUGAUGAAAAUGCCUACCAUAAAGGCCUCUAAGACGACGAUCACGGACUGA